AUGGAGCGACAGCUUCGCGAACUCCUUGAGCAAGGAGGUUUGUCGCACACAAUUCAGGGGUUUGUCGAUGGUGGUGUUCUUACCCUUCAGCAGCUUAAACAGCUCACCAUGCAAGACUAUCAAUCUGUUGGUGUCAUUGUCAUGACUGACCGCCGAAAACUAUUUGAGCUGAUUCAAUAUAUGAAGAGAGAGCAGGCGAACCCCCCCUCCGUAUUGAACACCUCGGACGCGCCACGUGUACCCGAGCACACACCUCAGGCCGUAACUGGUGCGCGAAACACAACGCCGAAUUGCCGUAAUGCGACACCCUCCAGCGCGCAACGCAAGGCGGAAAAUGAGAACGCUCGCAUGAAUGAAAGCAGGCAACUGUCAGGGGCGGGAGGGCGACGCGAUCCACUUCAUGUGAUUGACGAUAUGGAACUCUCAGCCAUGAAAAUGACCCCAAACUCACGGCCACUCAGCCGUGUAGCACGCGCCUCCCCAACAGCCGCCACCCGUAAGCCUGGGGAGAGUGGAACUACUAAAAGAAAGGCAAGUCGCAUCACAGUGGUGGUCCGCAAACGUCCGCUUAGCACGUCUGAGAUCAAUGAUGGCUUAUACGAUAUCCUUGCCACGGACCCUGACAACCUGCAGGCAAUUGCCCUACUUGAGCCCAAACAGAAAGUUGACCUCACGAAAUAUAUUGAAAAACAUCGUUUCACCUAUGAUUUGGUUCUUGACGACAAGUACAGCAACCGCGAUGUGUACGAGAAGGCAUGCAAACCCCUUAUUGAAACAGUGUUUGAGGGUGGGUGUGCCACUUGCUUUGCGUAUGGACAAACGGGAAGUGGCAAGACAUAUACAAUGCUCGGGAAGGGGGACCAGGAAGGUAUAUAUCUGAUGGCUGCACGUGAUCUGUAUGCUCGACUGGAAAGUGGGAUGAGUAUCAUGGUUUCAUUCUUCGAGAUAUAUGGAGGAAAGUUGUUUGACCUGCUGAAUGAGCGUGAGAAGCUUGCAUGCCGUGAAGAUAGUCGCGGUGUUAUCAAUGUUUGUGGCCUUACGGAACAUCGUGUGGAGGAUACGGGGCAUCUCAUGCGUGUAAUCGACUACGGAAAUUCCAUUCGAGCGGCCGGCUCGACGGGCAUGAAUGCGGAUUCCUCCAGGUCGCACGCUAUCCUUCACAUAACGGUUUUGAAUUCAAAGAACCGGUUCUUCGGUAGGUUCACCUUCAUCGACCUCGCUGGAAGCGAGCGGGGUGCAGAUACACUUGAUAGCGACAGAACCACGCGCCUCGAAGGUGCAGAAAUCAAUAAGUCACUUUUGGCACUGAAGGAAUGUAUUCGUGCGCUGGACCAGAAUCAUCGGCACAUUCCUUUCCGUGGUUCAAAGCUUACAGCCGUGCUGAGGGACUGCUUCACGGGGAACAGUCGCACUGUGAUGAUAGGCAAUGUUAGUCCUGCAAGCGGAAGCUGUGAACACACCCUUAACACACUACGCUACGCUGAUCGUGUGAAGGAACUAAAGAAAGACAAGUCGUCCCGCAUCGCCGCCGAGGAAAUCAUGAUUGGCCAGAUGCCAAGUGAAGAGAUUGAAACACUUGGAUUGAGCAGUAACUUUGCCCAAAGACGUGCCCGAGAAAAGAAGGCCGGCACCCGGUCCUCCAGUCAUCUUUCACAACGGGAACCAGGCACGCCUAACGCAAAGUCUCACAGCAGCUACGGCAGCGGCUAUCGGCUCAAAGGGCAACAUUCUCGCGUGUCAAUGAGCUGCAAAGAGGAAGACUACCCGAACUUCUCCGACAGCAUUCGCUCCGGGAAAGUUCCAAGUAGUGGAGGGACGAAGAGCUUCAACAGGGUGACACCAAAACACAGUCGUGUUGGCAGCGAAAUAUCGAUCCGCGACGCUAGCCCGUAUGAGAUGACUUCUUUUGCGAGCGGUGAUUCCUUAGACGAAGAAGAGGAUAAUACCAUUCUGGGCCAUCGCCGUCAUAUUGACGCAAUGAUGGAGUUAUUGAAGCAAGAAAUGACGGAAUUGAAUGGAGUAGAGAUGCCUGGAGCCUCCAUUGAGGUGUACUGCAAAAAUGUUGAGAGCAUUCUCAACCGUCAGGCGAAGAGUAUUAGCAGUGUUAGAAAUAUGAUAAGGCAGUUGCUAAACCGCCUGGAGUCUCGGCAACGCCGGUAA
Molecule: messenger RNA, 2160 nt
Organism: Trypanosoma brucei brucei TREU927
Lineage: Eukaryota; Euglenozoa; Kinetoplastea; Trypanosomatida; Trypanosomatidae
Product: kinesin, putative
Exons: 1
Coding region: 1-2160 (719 amino acids)
Biological process (GO): microtubule-based movement
Molecular function (GO): ATP binding; microtubule binding; microtubule motor activity
Source: RefSeq, a predicted model, not a curated record